Molecule: messenger RNA, 912 nt
Organism: Eremothecium sinecaudum
Lineage: Eukaryota; Fungi; Ascomycota; Saccharomycetes; Saccharomycetales; Saccharomycetaceae
Gene: RRP36
Product: rRNA-processing protein RRP36
Exons: 1
Coding region: 1-912 (303 amino acids)
Biological process (GO): maturation of SSU-rRNA from tricistronic rRNA transcript (SSU-rRNA, 5.8S rRNA, LSU-rRNA)
Cellular component (GO): nucleolus; 90S preribosome
Source: RefSeq, a predicted model, not a curated record
AUGUCGUUCUACUUUAAGGAUAUUAAGCCGGGGUACGAUUCUGCGGGGUCAGAUGAUGAACUGUCAGACGUAUUAAACAGCAAUAGAAACAAUAAUGACGUCUCUAGUGAUUCCGAAGAUGAUGAUUUAAGUUCACUUACAUUUGGUUCGUUGAAGAAGGCCCAAGAUACCAUAUUAACGGAAGAGCGUGGGGCUGCUUCUAAAACUAGUUCAAAGAGGAAACCUAAUAAAGUAAAACCUAUCGUUGAGAAAGAAUCAGACCCUGAAGAAUCAGGUGAUGAUCUGGUAGAGAGCGAAGAGCAGGAAGACAGUGGGUCUGAAGACAGUGAAGGUGACUUCUUUGAAGAAGGCAGCAACCAAUCUGGCAAGAAGAAGACUCGUAAGCAUGCUCCAAAAGAGCAAUCAUCAAAAAAACGGGUACCCAAAGUACGUGAAAUCCCUGGGUUAAACUACGCUAAACGAGAAAAUCAGCUUUAUACAGAUAUUAGAUUCGAUAAGUCCAUGGGCAAACCUGAAAACUUCGCAAAAGUGCGUAGCAGAUAUGGCUUCCUAGAUGAGUAUCGGCAGAAGGAAAUUGAUGAGCUGAAAUCAAUGCUUGCGGAUAGGAAGCUCAUGAGCAAGAUUUCGGAAAGAGAAAAGGAAGAAAUGGAAGCCAGGUUAAUCAGCUCCAAAUCAAAGUUGCAGUCGAUUCAAAAUAGAGAAUUAGAGACAAAGAUUGUAAAAGACUAUGAACAGGAGAUAAACAAGAACAAUAAGGGGAAGUUCCACUUGAAGAAAUCAGAAAAACGGAAGGUCGUUCAAAAGUGGAAGUUCGAUAACAUGAAAUCUAAACAAAGGGAAAAGGUUAUGGAGAGAAAAAGGAAGAAGAGACUCGGAAAAGAGUUUAGAAGCUUCGAAUUUCAUAAUAGGUAG